Pestalotiopsis fici W106-1 is the source of this 1023-nucleotide messenger RNA. RefSeq lists its product as uncharacterized. The record is from RefSeq and is a predicted model, not a curated record. Lineage: Eukaryota; Fungi; Ascomycota; Sordariomycetes; Amphisphaeriales; Sporocadaceae. The transcript is spliced from 2 exons. Gene Ontology annotation, molecular function: oxidoreductase activity, acting on single donors with incorporation of molecular oxygen, incorporation of two atoms of oxygen; ferric iron binding. Bases 1 to 1023 code for a protein of 340 amino acids.
AUGAAGACUCAAUCGCUUACACUCCUCGGCCUUUUGGCCACGACCACGCUCGCACACAAGGAGAGCAGUCCCGCCGUUUACAAGCGUCAUGCCGAUCUUUCCAAGCGAUGCGCCAACAGCGCCGCCAACUUCAACAAGAAGAGAUGGGAGAAGCGUAGCGAGGAGGCAUCUCUGCUAAAGGCCCGCACGGCCAACACCACCUAUUCCAUCACUACAGAGGCCCCCUACUAUGAGGUUCUCCAGAACGACACUUGCGUCUUGGCACCCGAUGUCACCGCCGGACCCUACUACUGGCCUCGCUCGCAAACCCUGCGCCAGGACAUGACUGAAGACCAGAUUGGUGUUCCCUUGACCCUUGACGUUGGUGUCCUGGACAUGGCCACCUGCGAGCCCUUGCCCAACGCCCUCGUUUCUUUCUGGCACUGCAACAGCACCGGAAGCUACUCCAGCUUUACUGGCCGUGACCCCAACACCGAUUUCCGAGAGCUGCUCGAGUCGCUUAACGUUACCGACUUCGAAAUUGGCACGACUGACCUCCACACCGACGAUACCACUUGGCUCCGUGGCAUGUGGCCUACUGACAGCGAAGGUGUCCUCGAGAUGAAGACCAUCUUCCCUGGCUUCUAUAUCCAGCGUUCAAUCCACAUCCACGCUCAAGUUUUCACUGACUGGGUCCUGCACUCCAACGGCACCAUUGUUACCGGCAACACAAACUCGAUUGGCCAGCUCUACUUCAACGAGUCUGUUUCCGAGACACUCAUGGCGCUUGAGCCUUAUGUCAGCCACACCGAGAUCAACCGAACCACCAACGACGUCGACUCCGUUUACUCCGAGGGUUUCUCCAACGGCUACAACCCCGUCAUUGACAUUGUCGCUGCCGACGGUGUCGAUAUUGCCAACGGUGUCAUUGGCUACAUCACCAUUGGCAUCGACACAACCAACAGCCCUGGCCUCAGCGGCUCCACAUCUUCCGGAGGAGGUUCUGCCCCGGAUGCAUCUAACACUACCGCUCCGGCAGCUUAG